UAACCACCCACGACCAAGCCAACGAUUCACGGAAACUCAACACAUAAUGGCUUCCCUCCCAUCCCACGCCUUACGGCGCGCAACUCUCUCUCCCAUCUCCUCAACCUGCGCCAGCAACCAAGUCCGCCACGCCUCUCUGCAGAAGCGCCCGCACCGCCCCUACACCUUCACUCAACUCAUCACCCUCUCCGACGGCUCGACAUACACGCAGCGCACGACGUCGCCGGCGCCGAUAUACAAGUCUACGAAGGAUUCGCGGAACCACCCGUUAUGGCAGCCCAGCAUGGCGAGUCUGCGGAACGUGGAGGAGGAUGAGGCUGGACGCCUGAGGGCUUUCCGUGAGCGCUUCGGACGCGGUUGGGAUGUUGAGGGUGGUGAGGAGGGUGCGGAGGGCGAGGGAGAGCAGGAGGAUACGAUGAUGGAUUUGAUUAGUGGGUUUAAGGGGGUGCAGGUUACGGCGGAUCAGAUGAAGGGACAUACUGCGAAGGGGAACAAGUACUAGGGGGAUAUCCAUGUGCCUGGCGGUUACUUCGGGUUACCUGUGUUUCGGAACAGUGUAUGAUCAUUGGAGGAGAUAGGACUACGGUCUUGGGAAGCCAUGUAUAAAUUCAAGGGUGGAAGACAGAAGAGGGUGGCAUUUCAAGGCGUUGGGAUGUGGUAUUAUCUUUGUACACUAUACAUUUUGGGGACUGCAAAAUGAUGAAGCUCGCAAGAUUGUUUCAACCUUGUUAUAGCAGAAAUGGAUGAUAGUG
Molecule: messenger RNA, 752 nt
Organism: Pseudogymnoascus verrucosus
Lineage: Eukaryota; Fungi; Ascomycota; Leotiomycetes; Thelebolales; Thelebolaceae
Exons: 1
Coding region: 47-502 (151 amino acids)
Biological process (GO): mitochondrial translation
Cellular component (GO): mitochondrial large ribosomal subunit
Molecular function (GO): structural constituent of ribosome
Source: RefSeq, a predicted model, not a curated record